This is a messenger RNA of Punica granatum (pomegranate), 1890 nucleotides long. Lineage: Eukaryota; Viridiplantae; Streptophyta; Magnoliopsida; Myrtales; Lythraceae. The record is from RefSeq and is a predicted model, not a curated record.
CUUCAGCUUCUACUCUCCUCCUCCCUCCCAAUUCCCUCCUCUUGAAAUCUCUUGAGCCGUUCUCCUUUCUCGGUAUUGCUUCCAGUUCCAUUUUUCGUCAAAGUUUCGGCUUCUAGGUAUAGCGCGCGAGAGAGUAUUUUCGGUUGCCUUUUGCAAUCUUGUUUCCUAGGCUAAUAUAGUACUGAAAGGGGAUUAGUUGUGGGGGUUUUGGGACACUGCAACCCAUAAGAGAAACCUCGAAUUCUCUUAAAGACGAUGAUUUUGUUGUACAACGGGUGCACCUUGUGGAAGUUGUACUCGACCGUCAACAACAAAUCGAUUGUCGACAAGAGCUACUACUUUUGGAUCUUUCAGAUUUUUAAUAAUUACAGCCUCGGCACCUAACUAAAGACGUCCCCCGUAUUUGUCUCCCUGGCCCUUCUCCUGGUCUUCUCCCCUGUUUUCUUCCCAACCUUCAUUUUGUAUCUCUCGAGCCUCUAGUGUUCAGGAUUAAUUAAGACAAUGGGAGGGGCUUCGCUGCCACCGGGUUUCCGUUUCCACCCUACGGAUGAGGAGUUGAUCGGUUACUACUUGAAAAGGAAAGUUGAAGGGCUUGAAUUUGAGCUCCAAGUGAUUCCUAUAAUUGACUUGUACAAGUUCGACCCGUGGGAGCUUCCAGAGAAGUCCUUCCUCCCAAAACGGGACAUGGAAUGGUUCUUCUUCUGUCCACGGGACAAGAAGUACCCAAAUGGCUCUAGGACGAACAGAGCCACAAAAUCGGGUUACUGGAAAGCCACUGGAAAAGACCGGAAGAUUUCCUGCCAGUCCUCCAUCACGGGUUAUCGUAAGACUCUAGUAUUCUAUCGUGGGCGUGCUCCUUUAGGAGAUCGGAUGGACUGGGUCAUGCAUGAGUAUCGCCUCUCUGAUGAUCUCUCAGGACCAUCGAAUCCUCAGGGAGCAUACGCUUUGUGCCGUGUUAUUAAGAAGAACGAGAGUAACGCGCAGAAGAGAACUGAAACUGAACCCAAAGGAAAACAAGGAGGAACCAGUUCGAGCAACGUUGACCACAUCACCUCGAUGGAGAUCUUGAAUGAGCAUUCGAGCUUCUCGGGCUGUCUUUCCUCUCAAAUGGGCUCCAUUUAUGAUGAGAGUCGAUAUCCAAGCCCGACUCUUCCAUUUGGAAACACUACACCAAUGGACGAGUGUGAGCCUGCCUCGGUUGAGAACAACUUCUCAAGCCUCUGGGUCUCCCCUGAUCUGAUUCUUGAUUCCUCAAAGGGAUAUACAUCUCAAGGACAAGACUCAGUGCCUCAGUAUUUUCCUCCACAGCACGAGCUCCCAAUCUCGUCAAGUUCAUCAUUCUCGAAUUUUACAGGGGAAGUUGAAUUUGCUGAUGAUUUCGGGACUAUGGGGUGCAUGUCACCACCUUAUGCGGCACCAGGGAGCUAUACGGGCUAUUACGGCGAUGAGUACUUCCCUUAUGAAGGUUAUGACAAUGCGAGCUCGACAAUGUAUCAAAACCCAUUUUGAUUGAGAAAGGCCAAACUGCCACCGAAUUGAGAUCACAACGUAAUUCUACUCCGAGUAUUAUCGUACAACUCGUCUCCAAGACAACGGGUUUUUAAUGUUGCUUCUUGGAGAGAUAAGGAAUGGUCGCGUCUGGGUCUAUGAGCUGGGUCUUGGUGAUGAGAGUCACAGUUUCUGCUUACUUCUUGGAGUUGGGGUCAGUAUACUGAAUGUAAGUCUUCCCGGUGAAGAUCACUUUUAUCGAUUUUUACCGGGAUUUUCACUUAUUAUGAACUUUCUUUACAUUUAAGUUGCAAUGAUAUGAAUUACCUGUAACUUUGAAAGCUUUUAUCAUUAAAGCACAGAUCGCUUUUCAUUCGGAUGAUAUAAAUAGCAAGUUUGUCA